Messenger RNA from Striga hermonthica, 1974 nucleotides. The record is from the annotation of a GenBank genome assembly. Lineage: Eukaryota; Viridiplantae; Streptophyta; Magnoliopsida; Lamiales; Orobanchaceae.
AUGGAAAAUAGCUGCACAAGCAUAGUUUGGUUUAGGAGGGAUUUAAGGAUAGAAGACAACCCAGCUUUAGCAAAUGCUGCUAAGGAUGGGAAAGUACUGCCUGUUUUCAUAUGGUGUCCUGAAGAAGAAGGCCAGUUUUACCCGGGCCGGGUUUCGCGGUGGUGGCUUAAGCAAUCACUUAUCCACCUACAGCAGUCGUUAAAGUCUCUCGGGGCAGAAUUGGUUUCGAUCAGAGCCGAUAGCACUCUGUCUGCCCUUUUAGACUGUGCUAAAGCUGUUGGGGCCACAAAAGUCGUCUAUAAUCAUCUCUAUGACCCUGUUUCACUUGUUCGGGACCACAAUAUUAAGCAAAAGCUGUGCGAGGUUGGCAUUAGCGUGCAGAGCUUUAAUGGUGACCUUUUGUUUGAGCCAUGGGAGAUUUAUGAUGAUAACGAGCAAGCUUUUACGACAUUCAAUGCUUAUUGGGAAAGAAGCUUGAGCCUCGAAAGAGAACCUGUUGGCCAUCUCCCGCCUUGGCGUCUGAUUCCAGCUGAAGGAGACAUUAACUGUACCACAAUUGAGGCAUUGGGUCUGGAAAAAGAGUCGGAAAAGUCGAGCAACGCCUUACUAGGAAGGGGGUGGUCCCCAGGCUGGGCCCACGCGAACAAGGCUUUUACGGAGUUCAUUGACCGCCAUCUGCUCAACUAUGCAAAGGAUCGUCUCAAGGUGGGAGGCAACUUCACUUCCCUCCUCUCUCCAUACCUCCACUUUGGCGAGCUCAGCAUCCGCAAAGUCUUCCAACAUGUCCGCACCAAGCAAAUCAUCUGGAAAAACGAGCACGACCCGCUCGGGGAACAAAGCGCGUCACUCUUCCUUAGAACCAUUGGUCUCCGAGAGUACUCCCGCUACGUGUGCUUCAAUUUCCCGUGCGCCCAUGAGAGGCCUCUGCUGGGUGGCCUGAGGUUCUUCCCGUGGGAGGCAGACGAGGGGCGGUUCAAGGCAUGGAGGCAGGGGCGGACGGGGUACCCACUGGUGGAUGCAGGCAUGAGGGAGCUGUGGGCCACAGGCUGGAUCCACAAUAAGGUGAGGGUAAUUGUCUCCAGUUUUUUCGUCAAGUUCUUGCGUUUGCCAUGGCAGUGGGGGAUGAAAUAUUUUUGGGACACGCUCUUAGAUGCCGACUUGGAGAGUGAUAUUCUUGGAUGGCAGUAUAUCUCCGGGAGUUUGCCCGACGGACAUCAGCUUCAACGUAUGGAUAGUCCACAGAUUCAGGGAUUUAAUUUUGACGCAGAAGGUGACUACGUCCGACAGUGGCUGCCCGAACUGGCUCGGAUGCCAGCCGAGUGGAUCCACCACCCGUGGGACGCCCCUCUCACUGUUCUCAAAUCCUCGGGUGUUGACUUGGGCAUAAACUACCCCAAACCCAUAAUCGACAUGGAUUUAGCAAGAGAUAAGUUAACCGAGGCCAUAUCCAUCAUGCACGAAAAAGAGUCGAUGGAAAAUGCCGCAAACACCAAUUGCACAGGUGAAGUUGUGGUUGACAAUGGGGACACUAAUAACAUUAAUGAAGCUGUUAAGGAAAAAGAACAAUGCCCUGCAAGCUCGUCCCGUGACCAGAUGGUGCCGUCGGUGAGGAAAUCGGAAAAUGCGGUUCAGAAUAGAAAAAGACCAAAGUCCGGAGAUGAUUGUGAGGAGGAUAAAUUGGGGGUCGGUCGUGAAAAUGGGGCCAGGGUUAGGAAAGUGAAUGAUGAUGACUUGUGCUCAACAGCUGAAUCUUAUUCGAAUAAGGAACAACAAAUGACGGAUGGUAGCAGUCGAAUUUCACUUUGUGUCCCGGAGAAUUCUUCUCUGAUGUCAACGGCCGAGCUCUGUACGGAUUGCGAGUCAUUCGGUGUCAAGCGCAGGUGGCAAGACGAGAUUGGGCAGGAUGAGAUGUCGAGGGAAAAUGGAGGGCAGAAUUUGGCAAAUCGGAUUAGUGAUGAGAACAAAAGCUCAUAA